Molecule: messenger RNA, 3535 nt
Organism: Marasmius oreades (fairy-ring Marasmius)
Lineage: Eukaryota; Fungi; Basidiomycota; Agaricomycetes; Agaricales; Marasmiaceae
Exons: 10
Coding region: 54-3428 (1124 amino acids)
Biological process (GO): transcription elongation-coupled chromatin remodeling; regulation of transcription by RNA polymerase II; transcription elongation by RNA polymerase II
Cellular component (GO): DSIF complex
Molecular function (GO): protein binding; mRNA binding
Source: RefSeq, a predicted model, not a curated record
CUUGGAGGACUCUCACUUUCAAACGUUUCCCCACUUCGACCUUUCCAUCCACCAUGUCGGAUCUGGAAGAUCACACUGCAUUUGAUCAAGAUGAUGAACGGGAGCACGAAGAACGAGAUAAAAGGGAAGAAGAGGACGACCAUGAGCAACCACGACGGCGAAAAUAUGGUGACGAUGAGGAAGACGAGGAUGAUGAAGAGGACGAGGAAGACGAGGAAGAAGAGGUGCGAAGUGGAAAAAAGGGAAAGAAGAGAAUAAAGAGGAGACAUAAGCGCGACAGUGCUGCAAGAUUCUUGGAUGUUGAGGCUGAAGUCAGCUCAGAUGAUGAAGGGGAUGAAGAUGAAGGCGAUUUUGGAAACGAUGAUUUUAUUGAAACAAAUGAUCAUAUUGAGGACGACUCAACCAGGAGACACCAUGCACUGCUCGACUCUAGGCGGCAGUUUGACGAAGACGAGGAUAAAAGCCCAGAACAAAUAGCUCGCGACCUUAGUCAACGUUAUCGAAGAACUGCUGUGAGAUAUACGGGAGAUAUGAAUGAGAUUCCUCAGCGGUUGCUUAUGCCAAGUGUUCACGAUGCUAGCUUGUGGCAAGUGAGGGUGAAACCUGGUAAAGAAAAAGAUAUUGUCAUCAGUCUCAUGCGAAAGGCCAUAGAAGUCGAACACACGCGACCCUUACAGAUCCUGUCCGCUUUCGAACGUGAUUCGCUCCCUGGCAUGAUUUACGUUGAGGCUCGUUCUUCUCAACAGGUUAUGCAAGCAUGCAUCGGCCUUGUUGGCGUUUACCCCAGUCGCGGAAUUCAUCUCGUUCCAAUUGAAGAAAUGGCCAGUUUGCUGCAAAUCAAGAAGCAAGAGGCAACCGUGCAGUUACACAGUUGGGUACGAAUACGAAGGGGCAAGUAUCAGGGGGACCUGGCACAGGUUGUUGAUGUGGACAAUAUUGAGGAGAUUGGAGUCAGAUUCAUUCCCCGGAUUGAUCUCAAUCCAAGGGACGACGGAACCGCUGGAGGCUUGGAUGCAAAGAAGAGAAAGAAAGCUGCGACGGGAGCAACGGGCGCCCUGAGACCUCCUCAGCGACUUUUCAACUUUGAAGAGGUAGUGAAGGUUCACGGGAGAGGAGCAGUCUCCAAACGGAAUCAGGUCUAUGUGUUCCAAGGGGAUACCUUCAAAGACGGAUUUAUCGAAAAGGACUUCAAACCGAGUGCUCUGAUAACAGAAGAUGUGAACCCCACACUGGACGAAAUCACCCAUUUCUCAAGGAAAACCGAUGGAGCUGUUGGAGAUAGUAUGGUGGACUUGUCUAUCAUCGCUGAAGCGUCGAGGAAGCAGGCAGUGGCGGUUUUGCAGCCUGGCGAUCAUGUCGAGGUAUUCGAAGGAGAACAAGCCGGUGUACAUGGUGUAGUAGAAGAAAUCUCGCAGGACGUUGUCACUAUUACACCUGUGGGCAUGGAUAUUGAAGGACAGAAAGUGGACCUACCGGCAAGAAGCGUCAGGAAGAGGUUCAAACCAGGAGACCACGUCAAAGUGAUGGCUGGAAAAAAUACAGAUGAGACCGGUCUUGUCGUUUCAGUUACGGAUAACGUGGUGACCUUUUUAUCGGAUAUGACUAUGCAAGAGGUUUCCGUUUUCUCAAAAGACUUGCGUGAAGCCGCCGAGGUCGGAGCGAGUACAAAUAUUAUCGGAGACUACGAGUUACACGAUUUAGUUCAACUGGAUCCCCAGACAGUCGGUGUCAUAUUCAAGACGGAGCGAGAUUCUUUCCGUGUGCUGGAUCAAAAUGGGCAAGUUCGCCUUGUUCGUCCCCACCAAAUAUCCAUGCGGCGUGACUCCAACCGUGCGAUUGCUACUGACGCUGAAGGGCACGAAUUGAGAAUCAACGAUAACAUGAAAGAAGUCGACGGUGAAGGUCGAAAAGGUCGUAUCCUGCAUAUCCAUCAAUCCUUCUUUGCUUUCUUGCACAACCGAGAUGUGGUUGAAAACGGCGGAGUAUUUGUUGCCCGCGCUCGUUCUUUGGUUUCACUGGCACCAAAGGGUAGCCUUAUCAAGUUGGCUCCUGGGGCAGACCUGUCCAAGAUGAAUCCAGCACUCGUGGCACCCACUGGAGGCAUGGUAGGAUCAGGUAACAUGGGACGAGGACCGAGAGAUCGACUUGUUGGUGUCGAUGUGACUGUGAUCAAGGGACCUCAUAAGGGAUAUAAUGGAACUGUCAAAGACACCAACGGAGCUGUCGCCCGUGUAGAGCUCAAUACCGGGAACAAAAUCAUCUCGAUAGAAAAAGCAAAAUUGCACCGUCGAUUGCCUAAUGGCAAAACAGAACCCGUCGAGGGGCCAGGUGCCUCCUGGGGACGAAACAACUCGAUGGGCCCGCCGUCGUCAGUACCGAACCGGACACCGAACCCUUAUUCAGCAACAGCAGGAGCGGGUGGCCGGACUCCCGGCUGGGGUGGAGGACGAACGCCAGGUUGGGGCGGAGGACGUACACCAAACCCAUACGCUGAUUCCCGAACACCAGCUUGGAAUGCUUCAUCUCGAACACCCAAUCCAUAUCAGACUCCGGCGUGGAACGCGUCUUCACGAACACCGAAUCCAUACGCCGCCGAUGGUGGGAGAACGCCUGCCUGGCAACCUAGUUCUAGAACACCGAAUCCCUACGCAGCAAAUGGUGGUGCAACACCGGCAAGGAACGCGAAUACAGGGACCUCCAGCUGGGGUGGUGCUACUCCAGGGAGGAACACGUGGGGUUCUGGAAGUGGUUCCGAUGGGUGGGGUGGUGCAACGCCUGCUAGUAGGCCAGACUGGUCUUCCGAAGUCUGGAAUGCGCCAACACCAGCAUCUGCGCCAACGCCAGCAACGGCUCCAACACCCGCCGCGUAUACAGCGCCGACACCUGCUUUGUCUGCCUUCUCAUACGGAACUGGAGGGAUGGGAUUGUCCGCGCCUACACCUGGUGUUUUCCCAGAGACACCUGGUACGAUGAACUUUGAGGAGCUUGGUCGAGUACCAUACUCACCGGGCGAAGACUGGAUCUUGGAUACACAGAUCAAACCUUUCUACAACCGACUCAAAGUCACCGUUCACGACACCAUACGCGCCGGUUACCUGGAAGGUGCAUACGAAAACCGUACAGCUGUCGUCCUCACGGCCUCUCGUGCUGGUGAAGGCUUUGAUCAGACCGCUUAUGUGAGGUUUGUCGAUGAUGGGAAAGGCGAGGAGAGGUCGAUUAUGAUGAAAUAUUUGAUACCGUUUGUACCCGAUACGGUGGACGAGGAGGCAGUAGUUAUCUAUGGACAGCGGCGGGGAGAGCUCGUGAAGGUGAGACAGCGGCCUGAUGGAAGUGAUACGAUUGAGAUGGUGGUCGUGGAAAGUGUGGGGACCAAUGGGGCUGCGUUUUGGGAGUGUCAAAAGGAUUGGAUGUGCGCACUCACGAGGUGAUAGAAUCCCCUAUCCUUUCACCUUUCCGACCUUCAAUAUCAGUGGCAGUGUAUCAGUAUUGUUCGUGUAUUUUUUGCUAUAAUAUCGUCUCCUUAUUCCGGUCUGAG